Molecule: messenger RNA, 2994 nt
Organism: Anopheles marshallii
Lineage: Eukaryota; Metazoa; Arthropoda; Insecta; Diptera; Culicidae
Product: patched domain-containing protein 3-like
Exons: 6
Coding region: 1-2994 (997 amino acids)
Cellular component (GO): membrane
Source: RefSeq, a predicted model, not a curated record
AUGAAUGGCACGGGCCAUUACGAUGGGCAGCGGGCGAAUAGUGAGGAAAAUCUACACAAACCAGCAAAUGAGAAUGGGACCAACGCACACCCGGGCGCUGGAGCGGAUAGUAACGAACCUAACGUCGACCACUUGAACUGCAUGGGCCGCUUAUCGUACCACAUGUCGAUGACGAUAGGGAAGUUUUUCUACCGGCUCGGUUAUUGGAUAGCGAACAAUGCUUGGAAAACGAUCGGGUUGUGUUUUUUGCUGGUGGCACUGUGCAGCGUGGGCUUCAUCCGGUUUCACAAAGAGAAAAGCCCGAUGAAGCUCUGGAUACCGCUGGGGUCAAAGUUCCAGUACGACACCAACUGGCUGAUAGAGCACUUUCAGGAAGGCAAUCGGAUCGAAACGGUGUUGAUCACCGCACCGGACGUACUCGUGCCGGAAGUAUUACAGACGCUUGCUACCAUUACGGAAGAAGUGGAAGGCUUCACGUUUCGGAACAGCGAAGGCCAACAAUUAGGAUGGAAAGAUAUUUGCCACAAAGUUCCGUUUAUAGCGGAAUACACAGCGGAACAGACGCGCAAAAAGCGCCAUGCCCAAGAUCUGGAAGAGCCAUCGGUAACGACGCGUCGGCCGAAAAAGAGCAAACCGUUCUUUACGCCCGUGAUCGACAUUCCUUCGUUUCUGUUCUGCCCGAUGUUGGAACGGCUAGAAAUGGGCUGCUACGGGAGCAGCUUGCUGGAGUUGUGGCAGUACAAUCGUACCAUUAUGGCGGGCCUCUCGAAGGAAGACAUCGUUGAUAAGUUAAACCGCACCACGGUUAGCCCGAUGACUGGACACACGGUGCAGUUUGCGGAGCUGCUUGGCGAUGUGAAGCGUGACUGGAGUGGGCGAAUCGUAUCAGCCGGGUCACUGGCGACCCAUUGGUUUGUGCAUGUCAACUUCUCGGAGGUAGAUUCGGACGUCAGUGGGAAUGCUGCCGGCACGGAGGACUGGGUCACGGAGAACGCUGGUUUGUGGGAGGAAAAGUUCCUACAGAUUGCUGCCAAAGCGAAGCGGGAACUGACGAGCAAUGAGACAAGCCUGUACUAUGCGGCCGGAAGGAGCUAUGGAGACAUUAGCGAGGAAUCGAUGUUUAAAGACAUGGACAAGCUCAUCUAUGGUGGCAUUGUCAUGUUCGUCUACAUGCAGCUGGUCUUAUCAAAAUUCAGUUGGACCGAGUUUAGGGUUAUUCUUGGAUCCGUUGGGCUGCUGAGUGUUGGGAUGGGCUUCAUCUCUGGUUGCGGUAUCGUAGCAGCGCUUGGAGUGUCCUAUGGCCCCGUACAUACGUCGCUCCCAUUUCUGCUGAUGGGUCUCGGGGUAGACGACAUGUUCGUUAUGAUGGCCUGUUAUCGCAAAGUGCGCAAAGCUAAUCCCGACCUGCAGCUUGCCGAACGAAUGGGGCUAAUGCUGCAGCAUGCUGGCGCAUCCAUCACGGUCACCUCACUGACGGACAUCGUGGCGUUCAUAGUCGGUUCAAUUACAGUGAUUCCUUCGCUGCAAUCGUUUUGCAUCUAUGCGGCUGCCGGCGUAUUUAUGAUGUUCGUUUUCGUCAUCACCUUCUUCGUGGCCAUAUUCACGCUGGAUGAAAUACGCAUUGCUAACCGGCGAAACUCGUUCCUGUUGUGGGUAGUGCACGACGAGAAGUCAACCUCGCUCUGGUGCGAGUACAAUCUGAUGCAUCGCUUCAUUAACACGCUGUACUCGAAGUUCCUACUGACGAAGAUUGGAAAAACGUUAGUCAUACUCGCGGUAGUGCUGAUGACCAGCGUCAAUGUGCACAAUCUGUUGAAGCUGCGUCAGAAGUUUGACCCCAAUUGGUUCAUUCCGCAGGAAACGUACUACAACCAGUUCGUGGUUAAGACACACGAACACUAUCCCAACGCGGGCUACGAAGCGUUGCUAUUGUUCGGUAAUCUCAACUAUACCGCAGAGUUGCCCAAUCUGAUAAGAAUUACGCAUCAGCUAGAAAAUCGGACUGACAUAUUACAUAGCUUCAGUUCGUGGGUAACCUCGUUUCAGGACUUUGUGCAUAUGCACUACGAUAAGGAUGUAGCAGUAGAUCCGCUGACCGAUAGUGAUUUUCGCAAGUACUUGACAAAGUUUCUCUUCAGCUACGAAGGAGGCCGGUACCAGAUGAACAUAAAGUUUGCUACCAAGCUCAAAUGUGGCCAGCCCGCACCAAACAUUACCGUCACCACGAUGGAGUUCAAGUUUAAACCGUUCAAGGAGCGCGAGGAAUACUUACCGGCCAAAUAUGCCGUGGAGGAGGUUCUGGAGAAUAGCAACAUAAGCACCGGUGACCACUACCGAACGCUGUGGGCAAAGAUAUUCGGCAACUGGGUAACGGACGAAAUCAUCGAUACGGAAAUCUAUCGCAACAUAUCGCUGGCAUUGAUCGGUGUGAUGUUCUGUUCGGUAGUGCUGAUAGUGAACCUUCAAAUCUGUUUCUGGAUAUUCAUUUGUGUGCUGCUCACGCUGGUCAACGUGGGGGGCCUGAUGCAGGUAUGGGGACUGACGCUGGAUCUAGUGUCGUGCAUAGCGCUGCAACUUGCGGUGGGAUUGUGCGUCGAUUAUGCGGCUCAUAUUGGUCACACCUUCCUAACCAUCAACAAAAGCGAUAGGAAUCGCCGAAGUCUCGAAACAGUAUUGCACAUCGGAGCGGCCGUAUUCUAUGGUGGAGGUUCAACGAUACUGUCGCUGUCGAUACUUUCCGGCUCGCAGGCAUAUACGUAUAGGACAUUUUUCAAAAUAUUCCUGCUCGUUAUUGCAUACGGGCUGUUCCAUGGUACAAUCCUGCUACCAGUCAUACUAAGCCUCAUUGGACCGGCACCAUACAGUGGGUCCCUGAACAGUCUCAAUACGAUCAACAAUAAUCCCAGUCCGUCAAAGAAAACAUGUCGCGAAGGUGCGGAGAUGAUUUCCUUCAUAGGCAAUAAAAAAUGUAUACCAAACGGUGCGGAUCUUUAG